Microdochium trichocladiopsis is the source of this 1100-nucleotide messenger RNA. RefSeq lists its product as uncharacterized. The transcript is spliced from 4 exons. The coding region runs from base 184 to 1074 and encodes 296 amino acids. The record is from RefSeq and is a predicted model, not a curated record. Gene Ontology annotation, molecular function: catalytic activity. NCBI's taxonomy places the organism in Eukaryota, Fungi, Ascomycota, Sordariomycetes, Xylariales, Microdochiaceae.
GCCUGACUUGAUGUGCAGUACUCAUCUUGAUGAAUUGCUAGUGCGGUCCAUUGCACGUCGUACCAACCACUGAAGCGUGCGGGCUUCUUUCCAUGUCAAAUACCUUUCUCCACAGGGGCUUGCACUACUACCUAUCAGACAUUCACACAUUCGUACAGGUUCGGAUCCCACCCCUCCGACAACAUGGGCGUUUCUUGGGACCGACUAGUGCGAUUCGAGGCUGUGGACGGCCGCAUCCUAUACGGCGAGCCCAUCCUGCCCACGCCGGACUACGACCUAGGCUUUCUCGCAGAAUCUGACGGCGUCAAAGCGAAGAUUAUCACUGGCUCAGACAUCUUUGAUGAAACAGGUGCAACCGAGGUUUCAGAUGAGACGGCAACGAUCAAAGCUCUGCUCAGCCCCUUGGCGGGCCCGGAUAUCCCCUGUGUGCGAUGCGUCGGCCUCAACUACGCCAAGCACAUCCAACAGGCUGGGCGGACACCGCCGCCCUUCCCUUUUAUCUUCAUCAAACCCAACACAUCCAUCACGGGCCCUGGUUCGCCUGUCAUCAUUCCUAAGAUCGCCCAGAAUGACCAGGCGGACUACGAGGGUGAGCUGACUCUUGUCAUCGGCCGCGACGCCAAGGAUGUUUCAGUCGAAGACGCCCUCGAUUACGUAGCGGCCUACACAGUCGGCAACGACAUUUCUUCACGCAAGCUGCAGCGCAACCCCGAGUACGCCGGCCGCGUGCCGCAGUGGAGUUUCUCCAAGGGCUUCGACACGUACGCGCCCAUCGGCCCUGCCCUUGUCGCAAGCAAGCUCGUCGGAGAUCCCAAGAAGCUCUGGCUCAAGACCACGGUAGACGGCGAGCUCCGACAGUCCGAGUCGGUAUCAGAUCUGCUCUUCGACUGUGCCUACAUCGUGUCAUACCUGUCUACAGGCACAACGUUGCAGAAGGGAAGCAUCAUCAUGACGGGAACACCUGGUGGCGUUGGUGGUGAUAUGGACCCUCCACGGUGGCUCGAUCCUGGGACAGACGUUCAAGUGCACAUUACGAAUAUCGGGACUCUCCGGAACUCUAUCAUGUUUGCCUGAGCGUGCCCGGACAUGGUAAAGCUACU